AUGCCGCCGCCUCCUAAAGACUCUCUCCUUCCCUCUCGGGGAGCGGUAGGGGCAGCGGGCUGCAGGCAGCAGGCCGGCAGGGGCAGGGACGCGGCCGGCGGGAGCGCCGGUCGGCCUCCGUCACUGUCAAAAGAGCGCCCCCACCCCGUCCCCGUCCCCGUCCCCGUCCCCGUCCCCGUCCCCCCACCCGCCAGUAGAGGCGGAGGCGGGGCGGCCGCCGCCGGCAACACCGCCGGCCGGCACACGGGCGGCCGCUUUCGGGAGGGUUGGUUCUUUCACGGUGCGCAGAGGUCUUCGGCCCUGGGCGCGAGUCCGGGGGGCCGCGGCGGCUCGGCGCCGAGGCGCCCGGGGCCGGCACGAAGCCGCCGGCCCUCGGCCCUCGUGCGCACACGGGGAGAGACAGACGCGGUGACACGCACGCACCCCCACUCCACACGCUCACGCCCCGACGCCACCCCUUCAGGCCCCCACACCGCCGCGCGUAACCGACCCACGCGGGGACCCACUCCCAGGCGCCACCUUCAGACGAUUCCCGACCCCGCCCAGGCUGCCAACCGCUCGGCGGCACAGCGGGGGCGGCGGCGGCAGGGCGGGGAGCCGGCCGACACCGCGGCAGUCAGGGCCUUCGGCACGCAGGACGAGAGCCCCUCGCAGAGGCUGGGCGGGCGAGCGGGCGGGCGGGCGGUGGCGGGCGGUGGCGGAGGGAUGCUUAGCGCCGUCCCUUUUCCGAGAAGCUCUCGUCGAGCCUUGCGGUUCGAUGGCCCGCCUGCCUUCCCUCCUUCCUUCCUUGCCGCUCGGCCCCCGGCCCCCGCCGAGACGGCGGCAGGGCGAGCGGCCGAAGGGGGGGAGCGAGGCAGGAAUCGAGGCGGGAGCCGGGCCGCCGUCGGUUCGGGCACGGAGGCGGCAAGCAUGCCGCCGCCUCCUAAAGACUCUCUCCUUCCCUCUCGGGGAGCGAGGCUGUCCCGCCUGGGACACAGGUCUACCCCGUGCCGCCCAGAGGCGAAGUCCCGCCUGGGCAACGGGUCUACCUCGUGCCGCCCAGAGGCUAGGUCCCGCCGGGACAACGGGUCUACCCCGUGCCGCCCAGAGCCUAAGUCCCGCCUGGACAACGGACUCCGCGUAUCGGGCCCGAGACCCGCGCGGAGGAGAGCUCGGCGGCGGACCGCGCGGGCGCGGGCGCCCCGCGCGCCCGCGCCACCGGAGCCCCCUGUCGGCCCCGGCUCGCCGAGAGAGACCUCGGAGGAGGAGGAGGAGGAGGAAAAAAACCGGCGGACCGCGCCCGCAACGCCGGACGGCGAGGCGGGCCGGCCCCCUUUCGCGUUCGAGAGAGACCUAGCGCCGGGUGCCCCACGAACAUGCGGUACGCGACGGGGGAGAGGCGGCGCCACCUCCGUCCGCCCCUCCGUUCCCAACCACGAGCGGCGCUUCGCACCGGGCCCGCCCGCGGGCGGGCGGGCGGCCGGCUAUCGCGAGCCCACCGAGGCGCCGGCGGCGCUGCGGUAUCGCUACGUCUAG
Messenger RNA from Serinus canaria (Common canary), 1515 nucleotides. Its product is annotated as translation initiation factor IF-2-like. Lineage: Eukaryota; Metazoa; Chordata; Aves; Passeriformes; Fringillidae. The coding region runs from base 1 to 1515 and encodes 504 amino acids. The transcript has 6 exons. The record is from RefSeq and is a predicted model, not a curated record.